AUGCAGCCCUGCUCCCAUUCAACCCGCACACAUCGGUUUCCUCUGGCUUUGCCAUCGAUUUCGUCGGUUCACGCCCGAGGCCCAGUCGAUACCUGGUACAAUUCCAAUUACGCGCCAAAACCAUCCGUGUCUAGCGAACGACUACCGGCUCUUCCACAGAUACAUCCGCACGCGACCACUUCCGCUUCCUCGUCGCCUCGGGGCGGAUCCUUCAGCUCUUCAUCCGUCGACCACGGAAGCACGAGCUCAAACACGUCCUAUUCCGCAUCCGUGAACGGACAAGCGACGGGGUUCAAGACUCCCUCGCCCGAACAGCAUCCCCAGUCUUUAAACCGCGACGGUCAGGCAGUGCAUGUCAGUUCACAGCAAACAUCUCCGUACGGUACCCAGCAAGGCUACGGUUACUCUCCCGACGGCUACAACAGCAACAGCAUGAACCAGAUGCAAUCGUACGCUGACGUACAUCAACCACAAAUGUCUGCCGCUACUGCACACGCUCCAGCUACGGCUGCCCCAGGAAGCCUAUCACACUACUCAUAUCCUUCUCAACCUCCGCUGUUGCCCCCAGGUUCGCAAUAUGCCUCGGCUCCGGCCGCUUAUCCGCAAUACGGCUACCCCAAUGGCGUUCCCUCCCAGUUGCCCGUGUCCUCCUCGAUGAGCAAUGCCAUGGUCCCUCAAUCCCUUCAGCUUCCAGCUAUGACUUCUGCUGCACCACCGUCGGGUAUGGCCAGCGCACAGGGCUACCAAUCGCACACCUUUGAUCACACUGGACAAGUUGCACCUCCGGGGAUGAAGCCCCGGGUAACAGCAACCUUGUGGGAAGACGAAGGUAGCCUUUGCUUCCAAGUCGAAGCCAAAGGUGUUUGUGUAGCGCGUCGUGAAGAUAAUCACUUCAUCAACGGCACAAAGUUACUCAACGUCGCAGGCAUGACCCGUGGACGUCGAGAUGGUAUCCUCAAGAGUGAGAAGACCAGGCAUGUGGUCAAGAUUGGCCCCAUGCACUUGAAGGGCGUCUGGAUCCCAUUCGACCGUGCCCUAGAAUUCGCCAACAAGGAGAAGAUCACCGAGUCGCUCUACCCGCUUUUCGUGCAUGACAUCGGAGCUCUCCUAUAUCACCCCUCCAAUCAGACUAGGUCGAGUGUAGGUGGCGCUGCCAUGGCCGCCGUGGACCGCAACCGGAGACCCGAUUCCAUGCAAAGCAACCGAUAUCUCGCUGGACCCACAGCUACUACGCAGGCUCCAUCACUUGUCCACCAUCACUCGAUGAGCAACCCAGUUGGAGCAGCCAUGUCGCAACCGCCACAUGCAAUCCAACCGCAUCCCUCGUCAGGCAGACCGGGCAUUGACCGCGCACACACCUUCCCCACCCCUCCCACAAGUGCGUCGAGCAUCAUGGGUAUGGGCAACCAGGGCAGUUCUUACGAGUGGAGUGGAGCCAAUGUGCAGAAUGUUGCUGGCAGCCAGCCGCUGUCCAUUGAUACUGGUUUGAGCAAUAACCGAUCUGUCCCUACAACACCCGCUAGCACACCGCCUGGCUCUGUGCAGCCUGGUAUGGGCUAUCAGACGGCUCAGAGCUACGACAGCUCGCGGCCUAUGUAUUCGGCACCACCCUCGCAGCCCACCCAAUACAACACCCAGUCGCAGCAAAUGAUGGGUUACCCCAAAUCCGAGAUGGCGCCACCUGCCCGCGCGGGAGACCACGGUGAUGUGAAGCCCGCCGAAGGCAUGUUGUCUCAGACCGACGAGCAGGUCAAUCACGGGCCGACUGGAGACGACAACGACAAUGAUCACGAAUACACCCACAGCAAUAAUGCAUACAACGGUGGCCGUGCUCCUUACGCGUACGGAUCAAACUCAGCCCCCGCACCCAUGGCGGAACAUCCCCACCUUUCCCCGGAAAUGACUGGCUCUCCUCAUCAGAAUGGUUCGGGGCGUGCCACUCCGCGUACGACCAACACCAGCCAGACACAGUGGACAUCCGGAUACCCAACGCCUCAGCGCCAGGGUCCUUCCAGCAACCUCUACAGCGUCAUGAGUGACAACCGUACCACCAACGGCAAUGGGCCUUCAGAUGGAUACCAGCCCUCGGGAACGGUACCACAAUACCCAAGUCAGGCCUACGCCACCCCCAACGGUGUUCCCACACCCGGAAAGCGUGGACGCGAGGACGAUGACCAAGAUCCCUAUGGGCGCCCCGGAAGCGUUCAAGGCGAUGAUAUCGAUGGUCUUAAGAGACGCAAGACCAUGGAUAGUGGAACUGUCCCACCUUAUGCGCAGGAUCCCAACGGCGGACUUCAGCGCUCGCGCACUACAAUGGCGCAGCGCAGGAGGUAGAUGCUUCUGAUGCUGCUGCUGAUCUGGAUGGUUUAGAAGCACCGUCUUCAAGUCACGCACAACAGACGUUCAACGAGCUCUCGGACACACGGCACUCGUGGUCUGGACCGUGUCUGCACUAACGACCCCGACUUUGAUCCAUCACGGAUAUUUCCUUGUGUUCUAUUUUCUUUGUAUUUCCUGUGUCCCUUCUCGAGCUUCCCCAUAACGAAGCCUUGACGAUUUUAACGACCAUUUCUCUCAACUAGAAACCGUGCGUUUCGAGCCUCCAUACCUUGGAUCCUGUUUCUUCUUCUUGCUCUCAUGAUAUACGACUCCCUGCUUGCAUGAGGCAUAUGCACCUGUGCAGUAGAUGCCAACGUUGGUGCUAUUGCUCAGUGUUGCAGGUGACGAUUCUGUACUUUCUACACAACUUGUUUUCCUUGUGACGGCCUAAAACCUUGGACCCGACGAUGUUGGGGGCCGCCCUGCCACGAACCACUCCUAAAAAAAACGCAAACCCAAAAGCCAGGUAUUGCAGCACGAGAUGGAUAGCCCAAAUAUAUAUAUCAGCGACACCUACACACACGAAUCACACAGACACAGUGGCAGCGCGGCCGUGGUCCAGGAUUCUCACGAUGAACGACACAUGGUGGGCAUUUGAAACGAACAUUUGCAGCGAAGUGGUGGCCUAAAAAUCUUGUUGCCUCAUUCACCAUCGUCAUCCUCAUCAUCAUCAUCGUCGUCAUGACUUGUUUCGGCGCCUUGGCCAUGAUCUGUACCUCAUUUGGGAGCGUUUGACGCAGCAGUACGAUCAAACGAAGCGCAAAUGCGGGGGAUCAAGGCGGCGAUUAGAAUGCUUCUUUAUAGGGUGGGGGUGUUUGCGCGUGCAAGCAAGCUCACAUCAAAACCUUGUUCCAUUUUCCAUUUUUCUUCUCCUUUUUACCUUUCUUACUAUUAAGUAUCUGUUCUUAGCUGGGCGGGUCCGGAUGGGGGGGAAGACAAAGUAUUUGGCGCCCACCGGCCCAACCAGGCAAAUAGUGUCUUGGUUGAUGAUU
Periconia digitata is the source of this 3371-nucleotide messenger RNA. The record is from the annotation of a GenBank genome assembly. Lineage: Eukaryota; Fungi; Ascomycota; Dothideomycetes; Pleosporales; Periconiaceae.